Molecule: messenger RNA, 3189 nt
Organism: Haliotis rubra (blacklip abalone)
Lineage: Eukaryota; Metazoa; Mollusca; Gastropoda; Lepetellida; Haliotidae
Product: mucin-5AC-like
Exons: 3
Coding region: 298-2790 (830 amino acids)
Source: RefSeq, a predicted model, not a curated record
CUCAUGCAGGAGAUUCCAUAUUGAUGAUUAGAUUCAUUUCAAUCAGCAGCAUGUGGACCCCCUCAGCAGGUAAUUAACUCUGGAUGUAAGCCUGGCAGGAUCAUCAGCAAAGGUUGAAGUUGCUCGGAACAGCGUUGUAGUGGAGGCAGGAGGGAUACCGUGUGUGGAUGUGAAGGAGUGGGACGCUGCUGCUGCUGAGUGACAGUCGUGCUGCUACUGUAGGGGUCGCGAGGAACGUGUGCGUACAUCGCUGACAGACAGCUGUGGACAACAGUAGACCAAUAGACAGGAUUAGACAUGGCUGUCUACACGGGAAUUAUGUGUCUGUUGCUGUUGGCAGUUUGCCGAGCCAAUGAGCAAAUACUGUCAGCAUCGGUAAACGUUAACACCUCCCGGACAACUCUGGAGGACAGCAGCAGCCUAACCAAUCAAGCCGUCAGAUCCUUUAAUCCACAACUAGUAGCCAGCACAUCAGCACUGCCAGCAUCUCAAACAUCCGGCCCUCGGGAGAGGGGUGCGCUCACCUCAUCUCUGACCCCACAGGAUUAUGGGAUACCAGCAUCUGACUCGGUGACCUCUGAUUACAUGUACAAACAAGAAAAUAUACUUUUCAGUCAUGACUCAUUAUCGAUAUAUUCAUCAUCUGUUCAAAGGACGGAAAUGUUACAGACGAGUUAUGAUUCAAGUCAUGUGAGUGUUUUUCCAGUUACAUCUAUUGUUGGUGGUGUUGCAUCUUCAACACCGUUGCUGCAGGAUGUAUUGACAAUUGUGUCACAGUCUUCUCUCUCCCAUCAUGUCAUAGACAAAGUCACUGAGACAGGGCCUUCCUCAACAGAAGAACAUCUCAUGCUAAGUUCUUUUACUCAACGGAUGUUAACGACUGUUCAGCCAGAACGUUUAAAUCAUGUGUUUAGCUCUCAAUUACUCUCAUCUUCAAGUCCUCUCAAUGUUACACCAAAAGGGACACCAUUACUAACGCCAAUUCUGACCAGGUCUGUGUUUCAGAGCUUGCAAUCCUCCCAACUAAGCAGGGUCAUGCCGUCUGCUAUGCCAGAGCAGACGUCAGUUUUGUCUCAAACACAGCAAAGCAUACUGAGUAGCCAAGGACUGUCAGCAGUGACUUUGGCCAUGUCAUCGGGCUGGGGUAGGUUUUUGGAUCGUGAUUCAGACUCCCAGAUUCAGGCUUCCAGUCAAACAGACAAUGUCUCCAGUCAGCCCAUCCCCUUACUGUCACCGACCAGUUCUGUGAUACAGGCAUCUAGUUCCAAGGUUGUGACACCACCUGUGUACCUAUCCACAGAGGAUCAGCAUCUGGAUGGUUCUUCAAACUUUGUGCAGUCUUUAGCAACAGAAGGAGUGAGUGAAAUGCUGGUGAUGGCGACAGAAUCAUCUGCUGUUGCUGGUGGUGUAUCUGAAACACAGUCAUCCCAGAUUGUACAAGAAUCUGUGUCUGUCUUUACUGUUCCAACCACAGAGUCUGUGUCCGUGUCAGAGUCUGUGUCAACAUCAGAGUCUGUGUCAACAUCAGUAGCUGUGUCUGGAGUCCUGUCUGUAGAACCAUCUGCUACCAGUCAACCAGGCCUUCUUACUUCGCUCACCCCUCGGUCUGAAGAGUACACUAGUGGCCUUUCUGUGUCAAGUCCAGAAGGGGAGACAACUGAGAGACAUAUUGUCAGCACAUCAUGGACGGUAACUCAUGAAUCUGUAGCUCCAUCUUCAACAACUGCACCAUGGUCUGAUCAGACAACAUCAACAUUUGUGAUGCCUUCCCAAACUGUUUCUGUGACAUCCAGUGUACCAAUACACUCGAGUUCCAUCACUACAUCCAGGAGGCCGGCAACAACCACUGUCGCAACAACAACGCACAGUGCUUAUCUCAAGGACUGUUACUUUGAACUGACAUUUGAUGUUGAUUGCUUUUUAAUCCUUAACAAUUCCUUAGUCAUGGCAGAGUUUGUGGGAUCCCUGGAGAACGUGCUUGUGAUCAACCUCAAUGUGACAAAGAAGCAGAUAAAGCUGUAUGACCCACAGUGUGGCUCUGUGAUCAUUCAUGUGGGUCUCAUGCAGGUGCCCUACCUGGCUCUCCGCAACAGGCUUUACGCUCAGUUCCGACAACGCCAGUUUGAUGUUCCAAUCAUGAUCAACAACCAGUGGCUGAAAUUACCAGGGAUGAAGGUCACUGAAAUCGAUCCCCCUGCAUCCACAUUCAGCCCGAUUGAACCACCCGAUACCAGUUUGGACAAGGUCGACCUUAUCGUGAUCAUUGUAGCUUGCUGUAUCUGUGGUAUUCUCAUCACUAUUGGUGUCAUCUUGUGCGGGAAGGAGUGUUGGAAGAGGAAGUACGCCCAAUCCUUCGACCUCCUGGAGGUGCCACACGUGAACCUGAAACUUGAGGACUUCACUCUGACACGGAUCCCACGUCCAAAGGCUGUGUAUAACGAGGAGUCUGUCACAAUGCAGGGCUAUGUGGACAACAGCUCACAGAGGAUUGUCAAAACCAGUGGCCACCAGGUUACGAAUGGUAAUGGAGUACAUUCCAAUGAUAUUCAUGUGAGGAUGAAGCAGAACAAGGAUGGUUUAGUUGUAGGCGUGACUGGGUACACGACUCAGACAAACGGAGUGUCCGACAGAGCGGCCAAGCGGAACAGUUCUGUGUGUAACGAGGCCUCUCAUCAAGGAGAUCCAGCAACAGAGAACCUGUUGAAAAACACGGACCGUGGCACCGCCAUUGGCACCAACAAUCCCAUAUUUGUGGACGACGAGAAUCUCACAGGAGACCAGAAAGAAUAAAUCCAAACAUAUUUUUGCUAUCAUUUUUAGAAAUGAGUUGGAAUCAGAGAUUUCAACCAUUGUGUUAUAAUCAGUGAAUUGUGAACAUAUUGUAAACAAAUAUUCAUGUAAUUUGCUGGCAAAUUUAUUUUGUAUGACAUUGUUUACAUGAAUGUGUAUGUCUGUAUCUGUAUGUUGCACUGUAUGUGUGUGAUAACAGUGGCUAUAAAUCCGCUUCAUUCUGAUGGAGAGUUGAAUACAUUCAUUAUGUCAAUUACAUUAUUAUUACAAUUACAAAGCACAUGUACAUAGUUUUCACAAUGAACACUGAACAACAGGGAUAUAUGAAUUUCCAAAUUCACACCGGAGGCGGACCAACUGCAAAAUGCUGUCUUAAUAGUUUUUGAUUUCUAAAUUCAG